AUGCCUCGUUCAUUCACAAUUAGGAGACUGCCUGAGCCAAAACAUUCAAACACAUCACAAACUGCUGGUAAGGCUUCAUUUUACCGAAAUAUCGUGAGAUUUUUCCGACUUUUUCAUUGAUGCAGCAUUCUUUAAAUUUAAGUGACCGGGAAACGAGGAGGUAACCAAUAAAUGAAAAGAAAAAAAAGAGCCUCUUUAUUAGGCUUUGUAUGUGGUGUUCCCCACAUAGAUACCGAGCUUUAAACGUAAUGGAGUAUGUGAAACGCUACCAAUAAUUCGAGUUAAAAAAGUUCAAAAUUCUUCCGAAACAUCCUUUGUCCACAAAAUAAUGAAGUCUAUAAUAUUCACUGGCAGCUUCGGUUUUGAAGUCGCCCGCCUUUGAAGACCUUUAGAAUAUGCUGGUCAUGAAACUUUCCUUAUCAUUUGUAGGAAAGGAUAAAAGUGAACGAGAACCAAAAGUCCUGAGAUAUCCAGAUGCAGAUAACACAACAGUGGGAACUGAAACUAGCCAAGCAGGAAGUGACUGGAGUGUUACACAAGAAUCAGUAGAUAGGAGCCAAUUGCAGGAGAGUGCAAGGGAAUCUGCAGAGGGUCUCUCCUUUUCCAUAGAAAAAAUCCUAGCGUGGCCUGCCUCUGAAGCAAAACGUACCACGCGGAAACCUCUUAUUAAACAGUCCAGCAAUAGGACAAAGUACCACUGCCCUCACUGCCGAAAAGUCUUUAAAACGAGUUACACUUUUGGAAAACACAUGAGAAUGCCCGAGCACACGAGUGACAAGCCAUUUGCAUGUCGAACAUGUGGUAAAGGUUUUCGUCUCUCUAGUACGCUGUGCAGACACAAGAUCAUCCAUACCAAUCAGCGACCCUUCAAAUGUCCCGUGUGUGGCAAAGCCUUCAAUCGUCAAUCUACACUAAACACACAUCACAAAACCCAUAAAGGCCUAGUAACGAAUGACAACAGUGUCGACCAGCAAAGCUUCGGCUGCGUUGAAGUCUGGUAUAUUAAUCAAGGUGUUUGGUUAAAUCAAGCAUCAUUGAUUUAA
Pocillopora meandrina is the source of this 1043-nucleotide messenger RNA. The record is from the annotation of a GenBank genome assembly. NCBI's taxonomy places the organism in Eukaryota, Metazoa, Cnidaria, Anthozoa, Scleractinia, Pocilloporidae.